Messenger RNA from Gopherus evgoodei (Goodes thornscrub tortoise), 1699 nucleotides. Its product is annotated as outer dense fiber protein 3-like. The transcript is spliced from 7 exons. The record is from RefSeq and is a predicted model, not a curated record. Bases 117 to 875 code for a protein of 252 amino acids. NCBI's taxonomy places the organism in Eukaryota, Metazoa, Chordata, Testudines, Testudinidae. Gene Ontology annotation, cellular component: cytoskeleton.
GCCCGGCUCAGUGCUGCGGUCGCCGCCUCCCGCAGGCUUCCCUCGGGUCCGCUACGCCCCCCCGCAGGCUUCUCUCGGGUCCGAACCCAGCUGUGGGAAAACACCGGGGAUCCAGCAUGUCUGCCGAUGUCUGGGUGGGAGCAUGGAGACCCCACCGGCCCAAAGGGCCCAUUGCUGCUCUCUACAGCAGUCCCGGGCCCAAGUACGGGCUCCCCACAAACGUAGGUUACCCUCUUCAUGACCCCUCCCGCUACCGAGCCCCCGCGUACAGCUUCGGCAUCCGCCGCCUCUGUCUGCAGGAUGAGUGCUCCCCGGGACCCAAGUACAUGGUGCCAGCCAAGAUGACCAUGAAGGGCAAAGAUGGUAACCCUGCCUACUCCAUCUAUGGCCGUCCCAGGGACCUGAUGCCCUUCCUGACUCCCGGGCCAGGUCGAUAUUCCCCAGAGAAAGCAGGGAAAUGGACCUAUCGCUCCGCACCCAUCUAUUCGCUCGCCUCGCGCACGAAGGAGUUUGCGAAUGACCAGACUCCAGGGCCUGCCGCCUACGGGCUCCCCCCAAUGAUUGGGCCCAAGGUCGUCGGCAAGAGCUCUGCCCCAAACUAUUCCCUACUGGGACGCAGUUUGGUUGGCAGCUUCUAUGAGGACCUGAGCAAGACGCCAGGGCCCUGUAACUACCGUGUGGUGGAACCCGGCGUGUACAAGACCCGGGCCCCCCAGUACAGCAUGCUUGCCCGCAACAUGCUCCCUGGGGACAACACGCAGAAACCAGGGCCCGGGGCACACAGCCCGGAGAAGUACGUCCAGCAGCGUGGCCAGACCUUUGGGAUCCGCCACUCCGACUACCUGGCGCCCCUCAUCGUGGACGUGGUGGAUUAAGCGAACGCGGUCGGAGAAGCAGAGGGAGCGACUGGUCGCGGGCGUUAGAGAGAGGGACGGACUGGACAAGAAUUUUGCAUUUGAAAAUCUUUGCUGACUUAAUACUCUGUCCAGUCGCCUUCGGCAAGUCAGCCUCCAGCUCCUCAGGCCCUGGGAGACCCGGGGAGCUUGGGCCUGGCGCCUUUGGGCCAUUUGGCAGCAGCCAGACAGUGGAACCGGAGCAGGCUGUCAUGUGAGUGUGAGCUCCAGCGGGUGUGUGGAAAGGGGGUGAGGCGAGGUCAGGCUGGCUGCAGUGCACCCGACAGACCAGGCUCUCUUGCACUAGCCCCAGUAGCUCGGGGCCCCCCUCACAUUCUGACUUUCACUCCUGAGGGGGAUCCGUUCACAGCAGCAGGCACCGGGGAGGCCAACGCGCCCAUGCUGUCAUCUCUGUGUGCCUCUUCGGUGCCGAGGACGGAGCUAGUCCUUGGAGCAUGGCCAGGAGACCUAAUGCAGCAACUGGCUCCCACGCAAUGCAGCCCAGCCCACCAAUGCCCUUUCCCCUUGGCUUCCCUCCUGGGCCGCUGGCGAACAACUGCUGGAUCCUUGCCCAGCGCUUUCUGCCAGCCAGUGAGGAGGUGGAAGGGUCUCAUUUUGACUGCUCUGUGCCCUGAGGUUUCCCCGUCAGCUCCUGGGAUUGUGUCUCUCUCUGAGCACAGGCCGCUGCCACUAUCAGCUACAGGCUAUUGUCCAGGGCUUUGUCUAGCCUAGCAGUAAGCUUCCCACCCAUCCCCUGGCUGGCCAGUUCCCUCUUCCCACCCAUCUCUCUUCCAGGGCAUCUUCCC